AUGGCAGGUCGCGCAAAUCUCCCGGCCCAUGCGCAGGCGUCAUUGCCCGGCCUUCCGUCUCAUCUACAAUCGGACACUCAUUUGACAGCGCAUUUGGCGAGCAGAUUCCAUGUCUCUCUUCCAACGGCCAAACUCUCCUCACAAGCGUUGAUAUGCCUCAACACGUACACCUCUUCGACGAGAGGGCCCAAUGGGGACACAGAAGGGAGUGCCAUGGGAGAGGCUGAAGAUCUGGCAAGAAGGGCUUGGGCAAGGCUCGGAAGUAGAGCAGAAGAUCAAGCAAUUGUGUUCUACGGAGAAUCGGGCUCAGGCAAGACCACCGUCAGGUCACACCUCCUCUCAUCGUUUCUUUCGUUCUCGUCCACACCACUCUCUUCAAAACUGUCCCUCGCUGCAUUUGUCUUCGACACCCUGACCACAACCAAGACCACCACGACCCAGACAGCCUCCAAAGCCGGGCUAUUCUACGAACUCCAAUACGAUGCUUCCUCUUCGAUACCCACGCUCAUCGGAGGUAAAAUGCUCGACCAUCGCUUGGAACGGAGUCGUAUUUCCCACGUCCCGACGGGCGAGAGGAGUUUCCAUGUUCUGUACUAUCUGUUGGCCGGAACAAGUGCAGCAGAAAAGUCUCAUCUUGGGCUCAAUGGUCAUACGAAUAUCACAACAUCCGGGACUGGGCUGGGCCGAUCUCCCUCUGUCUCCCAGAAGAGAUGGAGGUAUCUGGGUCACCCCACGCAAAUGCGAGUCGGCAUCAACGACGCUGAAGGAUUCCAACAUUUUAAAACGGCCCUUCGCAAGCUUGAGUUUCCCAGAGCAGAAAUUGCGGAAAUAUGUCAAGUACUGGCAGCUAUCCUUCACAUUGGCCAAUUGGAAUUCGGCAUUGGACAGGCCACACUGACCGCUGCAGAAGAAAGUGGUGGCUACUCUCACGAGGGCGGUGAGAGCGUGACUGUGGUCAAGAAUACUGAGACCCUCGCCUUGGUCGCAGCCUUUCUCGGAUUGAGUGUUCAGGACCUCGAGGAAAGCUUGCGAUACAAGACCAAAACCAUUCAUCGUGAACGAGUGACAGUCAUGCUCGACUCCAAGGGCGCUCGAGAAAACGCCGACGAGUUGGCAACAACCUUGUAUUCCCUACUCGUCGCUUAUAUUAUCGAAGGUGUCAACUCGAGAAUUUGUGCCGCGGAAGAGGCCGUCGCGAAUACUAUCUCGAUCGUCGACUUUCCUGGCUUUGCGGAUCAUGCCUCGACGGGCUCGGUGCUUGAUCAGUUGUUGAACAAUGCUGCAAACGAAUCUUUGUACAACAUAUGUCUUAGCAGUUUUUUCGAGAGGACAUCGGAAAUGUUGGAGAGCGAGGAGGUCAGCGUCCCGGCUACAAGCUAUUUCGACAAUUCUGAUGCUGUUCGCGGGCUUCUUAAGCAUGGUAAUGGUCUUCUCGCAAUCCUCGAUGACCAGACCAGUCGUGGCCGGACCGAUGUUCAAUUCUUGGAGAGUAUCCGGAAGCGCUUCGAGAACAAGAGCAAGGCCAUCAGCGUCAGUAGUGCCAUGUCUACCAUCCCCGGCAGCAACUUCGCCACCACGAACCUCGCAGCUUCGUUCACGGUGCGUCACUACGCCGGAGAGGUCGAUUACCCUGUAAACAAGCUGGUGGAGGAGAAUGGCGACGUGGUAUCCGGUGACCUGAUGAAUCUGAUGAGGGGAACGAAGAGUGAUUUUGUGGGCAAUUUAUUCGGACAGGAAGCCCUCAAUACUGUCAGUCAUCCAGCGGAAAGGACCGCUAUUGUUCAAGCCCAGGUCAGUUCCAAACCACUGCGUAUGCCUAGUGUCUCGAGAAAGAAGCACAACGAACUACGUCGUAUGGCAAGCCGAAGAGCUGAUCGAUCACCGGCACCACCAGACGAGGAGGAUCCGAUGCCAGUACUGGAGGAGCAGAGAUCUCGACGAACCAAAACUACAGCAAGUGGACUGACUCAAGGCGCGGCAGCACAAUUCCUGUCGGCUUUGGACAAUAUCGCAAAGUCAUUGACGGCGCCGAAUGUUAACAAUUAUUUCGUGUUCUGUCUGAAACCCAACGACCGGCGAAUUGCCAAUCAGUUUGACAGCAAAUGCGUCCGCCAGCAAAUUCAAACGUACGGAAUUGCAGAGAUCAGUCAGCGGCUGCGCACGGCCGACUUCAGCAUCUUCCUGCCAUUUGGCGAGUUCUUGGAUCUUGCUGAUGCCGAUACUGCUACAAUCGUUGGGAGCGACGCUGAAAAAGCUCAACUGGUUCUAGACCGCAAACAGUGGUCAGGCAACGAAGCUCGCGUUGGCAAUACUGGGGCCUUUCUCAGUGAACGAUGCUGGGCGAGUAUCGCGCUCACGGGCUCUCACAGUGCAGCGUAUUACGGUGGUGACGUUGCACGUCUCUCUAGGCCAGGUACUCCGAACCCGUUCAGCGACUCCAAAGCCAGAAUUUUACCUCCAGGCGAAGGUACACCAGGUUCAUUCGGAGAAGAGACGAAAGGGGGUGGCUACUUCGGUACUCGAGAGUUAGACGCCAGAUCGGAUGCUGGCGCGUCAGCAUUUAACUCUGGUGACAUGUUCCGCAACCUUGAAACAAAGGAGGAACUGGCGGAAAAGGCCAACAAGAAGAAAAUGCAAGAGGUCGAUGUCGUCCCGGUGAGCGGCAGUCGAAAGCGAUGGCUUGCGUUGGUAUACUGCCUCACAUGGCUGUUACCGGACUUCGCCAUCAAGUGGUUUGGGAGUAUGAAGCGAAAAGACGUAAGGAUGGCAUGGAGAGAAAAGUUUGCCAUCAACCUGCUCAUCUGGUUGAGCUGUGGCGUUGUGGUCUUCUUCAUCCUCAUCUUUCCUCAACUCAUUUGUCCCAAGCAGCACGUCUUUUCGGCAGCUGAGUUGUCGGCCAAAGACGGGAAAGAUUCUGCCGGCAGUUAUAUUGCCAUUCGAGGCAACGUCUUCGACCUGGGUGCUUUCAUGCCCAGUCACUAUCCGAGCAUCAUUCCGCAGUCCUCGCUCAAGAAGUACGCCGGCGUUGAUGCGACGAGUCUCUUCCCUGUCCAGGUGUCGGCUCUCUGUCAGGGGGUCAACGGAUCGGUCGAUCCAAGUAUACAACUGGAUUACUCUCAGACCAACAUCAGUGGUUCUGCGAGCGUUAUCAGCUCAACAGACACAAAUUCAAAAUACCACGAUUUUCGCUAUUUCACCAACGAUUCCCGUGCUGAUUGGUUCACCGAGCAGAUGAUCAUGCUUAAAGCGAACUUCCGGAAGGGCAAUGUUGGGUAUACUCCCAAAUAUGUCAAAACCCUUGCAGGGAAAUCGAAGUCGAUUGCGAUUCUGAACAGCAGAAUAUAUGACUUUACCACGUACAACGCGGGCGGACGGACCACUCGGGCUCCUCCGGGGCAAACAGUCCCAGACAACGUUGAUACCAAUUUCAUGGAUCAAUCUGUCGUGGAUCUAUUUACACAACGAGCUGGUCAGGACGUCACCAAAUACUGGGAUGCGCUUACCAUCGAUGCUGACGUGAAGAGUCGGAUGCAAACCUGUCUGGACAAUUUGUUCUUUGUGGGUGUUACAGAUACUCGCAACUCCGCCCAAUGUCUGUUUGCACGGUACAUCCUGCUCGCUGUUUCUAUUCUCCUCUGCAGCGUCAUCGGCUUCAAAUUCUUUGCCGCCCUGCAGUUUGGUGGAAGGAAUAUGCCCGAGAAUUUGGACAAGUUCAUUAUCUGUCAGGUACCGGCGUAUACCGAGGACGAAGACUCACUCCGCCGCGCCAUCGAUUCGGCAGCUCGGAUGCGAUAUGACGACAAGCGCAAGCUCUUGGUCAUUAUAUGCGACGGCAUGAUCAUCGGUCAGGGCAACGACCGUCCAACGCCACGCAUUGUCCUCGAUAUUCUAGGCGUAACUGAGACCGUUGAUCCUGAACCUCUGAGCUUCGAGUCUCUUGGCGAAGGCAUGAGACAACACAACAUGGGUAAGGUAUACUCCGGACUCUAUGAAGUGCAGGGACAUAUUGUUCCGUUCAUGGUUGUGGUCAAGGUUGGUAAACCGUCCGAAGUGAGCAAGCCCGGCAACCGAGGCAAGCGAGAUUCACAAAUGGUUAUCAUGCGGUUCCUUAAUCGUGUUCAUUACAAUCUGCCGAUGAGCCCGCUCGAGCUCGAGAUGCACCACCACAUUCGAAACAUCAUCGGAGUGAAUCCUACCUUUUACGAAUUUAUGCUACAAAUUGACGCGGACACUGUGGUUGCGCCAGACUCGGCUACACGCAUGGUGGCAGCGUUCCUCCGUGAUACUCGGCUGAUAGGAGUCUGUGGAGAAACGUCGCUGAGUAACGCCAAAUCGUCCUUCAUCACGAUGAUGCAGGUGUAUGAGUAUUACAUCUCCCACAACCUGACCAAGGCAUUCGAGUCCCUGUUCGGCUCGGUUACGUGUCUGCCCGGUUGUUUCACAAUGUACCGCAUUCGGGCGGCCGAGACUGGCAAGCCACUAUUUGUGAGCAAGGAGAUCAUCAACGAUUAUUCCGAAAUUCGAGUCGAUACGCUGCACAUGAAGAAUCUGCUGCAUCUGGGUGAAGAUCGGUACUUGACGACUUUGCUUAUGAAAUACCACAACAAAUACAAGACCAAGUAUAUCUUCCAUGCCCACGCCUGGACUAUCGCUCCUGAUAGCUGGACGGUCUUCAUGUCUCAGCGACGUCGGUGGAUCAACAGUACGGUGCACAACUUGAUUGAGCUGAUUCCUCUCCAGCAAUUGUGCGGCUUCUGCUGUUUCAGUAUGCGGUUUGUGGUUUUCCUAGAUCUGCUCUCCACCAUUGUGGCGCCUGUCACAGUGGCUUAUAUCGUGUACCUGAUUGUCCUUCUGGCGACUUCCUCGAGCGUGGUACCAAUCACCGCGUUUAUCCUUCUGGGGGCCAUUUAUGGUCUUCAGGCCAUUAUUUUCAUUCUUCGUCGCAAGUGGGAGAUGAUUGGGUGGAUGAUUGUGUACAUCCUGGCCAUGCCCAUCUUUUCGUUUGGCCUGCCGCUGUAUGCUUUCUGGCAUAUGGAUGAUUUCAGCUGGGGAAACACUCGUCUUGUCACGGGCGAGCAGGGCAAACAAAUCUUGAUCUCUGACGAGGGCAAGUUCGACCCCAACUCGAUCCCGAAGAAGAAAUGGGAAGAAUAUCAAGCCGAGCUGUGGGAGGCGCAGACUCAACGAGAUGACACCAAAUCGGAAGUGUCAGGGUACAGCUACGGCACCAAAUCGUACCAUCCUGCAGCCUCUGUAUACGGUGGUGGCCAUGAUACGCAGCACUUGAUACCUCAUUCGCGAUCUGUCUCACAGCUCGAUCUGCAUCAGUCCAUGUAUGGUGGCGGCUACAACCAGUCACGAAUGUCGCUCGCACCAUCGGAAAUGCUGGGUGGUGAGAUGCUGCCUAGUGGUCGGUCGGUGGCCGACAUGGAGAUGGCCGACUUGACCGGACUUCCUAUGGACGACACGAUCCUGAACGAAAUUCGAGAUAUCUUGAGGACGGCCGAUCUCAUGACGGUGACGAAGAAGGGGAUCAAGUUGGAGUUGGAACGCCGCUUCAACGUCAAUCUCGACGCGAAGCGGGCGUACAUCGGAAGUGCCACCGAAGCCAUCCUUUCUGGACAAUUAUGAGGUGUUUGUUACACGAUUGAUAGCGUUUGAGUAUUGGGCUGAUAGAUAUAAUCCUGGUGUUUGGCAAAUGUGUUUGA
Molecule: messenger RNA, 5708 nt
Organism: Exophiala viscosa
Lineage: Eukaryota; Fungi; Ascomycota; Eurotiomycetes; Chaetothyriales; Herpotrichiellaceae
Product: chitin synthase
Exons: 3
Coding region: 1-5631 (1876 amino acids)
Cellular component (GO): myosin complex; cell septum; cell periphery
Molecular function (GO): chitin synthase activity; ATP binding; cytoskeletal motor activity
Source: RefSeq, a predicted model, not a curated record